CCUAGCUCCAUACUCUCAGCAAUCAACCUAUCCGCAACAGCAAAGCGGUGCUGCCAUCUACCCACCAGGCAUGCAGGUGCCUCAGGCACCCCCCUACACUGAUGCACCUCCAUCUUACUCUGAGAUCUACCAGCCAAGAUUCAUGCAUGCACCACAGGUUCCAGGGGCAAUGCCUCAAAUGUCUUCUACCUACCCAGGCACUCAGAUGUACAUGCCUUUGGCACAGUCGGUGCCAGUGGCUCAGGUUGGCCCUAGUGUGCCUAUGGCUUACUAUCCAGUGGGGCCACUUUACCACCCAGGUUCCACCGUUCUGGUUGAAGGAGCUUAUGAUGCUGGAGCCCGAUUUGGAACUGGCAGCAACAUGAGUGUCCCACCUCCACCACCCGGAGUCCUCCCCAGUGCAGCCCAACUUGCUGCCAUGCAGGGUGCCAAUGUGGUGAUGACACAGAGGAAGGGCAAUUUCUUCAUGGGUGGCUCCAGCGGUGGUUAUACCAUCUGGUAACAGAUAUCUCGAGAAGCUGCACGUCACAAUACUGACAUUGCCUAACGGAAUGUAAUACUUUUAGUGCCGGGAGGGUGACGUACACCACCAGUAAAUUUAAUGGGGGGGAGAGUGCAAAUGAAAAAUGGGUGUGGGGGGGGUUUGGGUUGAGCCCUAAAUUUUCCAUUUCUGACUUUAAAAACGCGCUACUGUAAACACGUCUUCUCUUUGUAACACUGUAGUCCUCCUGGACUGGUGAAGUGCAUGCUGCACGGGCAAGGAUUUGUGGGAGGUUUUUUUUUCCCCCCCUGACACCCCCCCCACCCCCCCUCUUAUUUUACACUCUGAAUCUUCUCAAGCCAGCUUGUCAGCAUUGUGUAAGAAAUCUCGUGGUGCUCCUUUGGCAGGUUGUUGCUGCUUGUUGUUUGUAUUUUUAAUUAGUACUCUGUAGUACCGAGACCAUUUGCAGGUCCUCUGACCGCAACAUAACAAGUCUGGCAGAAAAAUACGUGCCACUUGCCCAAUUUUUUUUUUUAAAAUAUCAUUCUUAAACUGCCUCUUGCACUGCCCAGUCACUGGGAGUCCUCAGUCUGCCUUUUAUUUUUGUUGUACACAUUUGCACUUUUUUUUUAUUUAAGGGGAAUUUAUUUCUACAUCAUCUUGUAUUGUGAAGCGUCACAUUUAACAUUACCAAUACACAUUUUUGACUUUAAAUUGUUGCCAUAUACAAACGAAAACUUCGAUUCUUCCUCCCCAAGGGCAGUAUCUGAGGCGGGUGUACUUGGUUUGCACAUAAAACAAAUGUACACAAGGGAUCAACUAUACCCUUCAUUUUUUUUUUUUUAUGGUGGUGUACUGCACACUUUAAAGGACAACGUUUUAGAAGAAUCUUCUUGGGUGCCAAAUGUCUUGCGCACCUUUUAAUCAAACAAAAAGCAACUUUUAAUUUUUCAGAAGAGUAAUCAAGUUUAGACUGGAGUGCCAAUGCAGAGAGAGGAGGCUGCCAUUUCUUUUUUUCUUUUAUGCUUGUGCCAGUAGGAAAGCAAGCGACCCGCGGGGAUUUGCGGCUCUACGGUGGCCUUUAAGCAAUAAACUUGGGUGUUGUGGCAUACAUUGUCCUUUUAUUUUAAGGCUCUGGUGUUUUUGUUUCAGCGUACGAAUGAGUGACUUUUUUUUCCUCCUGGAGUUUCAUUGCACACUCGAUGGAUUCUGCCCGUGUCAAAAUUCCUAUGCAAUGCUAGAAGGGAGAGUGCCAAAAAAUUGUUGCAGUCUGUGUAACAUCUGCCCAGAAUUUGAAGUCCUUCAUGAACUAGCAGAUGCCAGUUUUUAUGGUCAUUCAGCUCUUUUAACAGUCCCAAGGUUUGUCGCGUAUCAUUGUUUUAAACUGAUGUUUCCCCACAGCCCACUUUUUAUAUUUUGCCUCUUUAUUAUAAUUUUGUUUGGUGUUGGUAUUUCAAAAUGUUCAAGAAUCUAAAACAGUUCAAUCACCACAUGUUUGUUGUAAUUUUUGUUUUUCAUUUGCUGUUGAACUUACUGGUCACAGUGUUCUUUGUUUUAAUGUACAUUCUGGUGAGUUCAUUUUAAUCACUUUAUCAGGAUUAUGUAAUCGUAUCAUCCAACCCUAUCACGUUAAGAAGACAGCAAUAUUUGUCUCGAGGACCGUGUGCUUUCUCUCUUGGCCAGCAUGCCCAGUACCUCUCGUCAUUGCUUUGAUGCUUCACAUUCUACCCAUAUCUAAUGAGGGCAGCCGGCCACCCAGAUACCACUGUCCGAGAGACAUGAGGCGGGUGACCUGUAGCUCUUAGGAUUGAAUAGCCGUACGCUUGUAUUUUGGCGGGGGGUUUGCUCUUUUUUUCUCUCCACCCUCCCUUUUUUUUUUUUUUUUCGGUUGCCAAACUUUUUAAUUUUUUCCUUCCAAGUUUCAGAAAUGCCAACCUCCUCUCUGUGUGUGUUUUGUGUGUAAGGUGACAUGAAGAACAGGGUUUAAUGGACAUUUAUAGUUCAGGGAUUCUCUUUAAAAUAUUUUUUUUUAUAUAUAUAUAUAUAAAUAUAUAUUAAACAAUUAUUUGGAUCUGGUGAAAAUAUUUUAUCUUAAGGUUAUUGAAAAGUUGAUGAGUGUUGCUCAUUGGUGUGUGUAAAGAUUGUUAGUAUGGGCAGAACCUCUCUUUGCAUCUAAACUGUGGUGCACUUAACUUUUUUUAUACUAAAAUAAGGUUAAAAUUUAGAAUAAAGACUAUUUUGGAAAUUUGAA
This is a messenger RNA of Polypterus senegalus (gray bichir), 2732 nucleotides long. RefSeq names its product DAZ associated protein 2 (gene dazap2). The transcript is spliced from 3 exons. The record is from RefSeq and is a predicted model, not a curated record. The coding region runs from base 71 to 502 and encodes 143 amino acids. NCBI's taxonomy places the organism in Eukaryota, Metazoa, Chordata, Cladistia, Polypteriformes, Polypteridae.